AUGGCCGAUAUAUCAUUAGAAGAAAUUAAGAAAGAAAAUGUUGAUCUUGAGAAAGUUCCUAUGGAAGAAGUUUUUGCGCAGCUAAAAUGUACAGAAAAAGGGUUAACACAAGAGGAAGGAGAAAAAAGGCUUCAAAUAUUUGGUAUGAAUAAACUUGAGGAGAAAAAGGAGAGUAAAUUUCUCAAGUUUUUAGGUUUUAUGUGGAAUCCUUUAUCAUGGGUUAUGGAAGCUGCUGCUAUCAUGGCCAUUGUUUUAGCCAAUGGAGGUGGCAAGCCGCCGGAUUGGCCUGACUUCAUUGGUAUUGUUUCUUUGUUGAUUAUCAACUCUACUAUUAGUUUUAUUGAAGAAAACAAUGCUGGUAAUGCUGCAGCUGCUUUGAUGGCUGGUCUUGCCCCUAAAACUAAGGUGUUGAGGGAUGGGAAAUGGAGAGAGCAAGAGGCAGAGAUUUUGGUACCAGGAGAUAUAAUUAGUAUCAAGUUGGGAGAUAUUGUACCGGCUGAUGCUCGUCUUUUGGAGGGAGAUCCACUGAAGAUUGAUCAGGCUGCCCUCACUGGUGAGUCCCUCCCGGUUACAAGGAACCCUGGUGAAGAGGUGUUCUCCGGUUCAACCUGCAAGCAAGGUGAAAUUGAGGCUGUUGUCAUUGCUACUGGUGUCCAUACCUUCUUUGGCAAAGCUGCUCACCUUGUCGAUAACACUAACAAUGUUGGCCACUUCCAAAAGGUGUUGACAGCCAUUGGUAACUUCUGUAUCUGCUCGAUUGCAGUGGGGAUGUUGCUUGAGAUCAUCGUGAUGUAUCCAAUCCAGCGCAGGAGUUACAGAGAUGGUAUUGACAAUCUAUUGGUGCUUCUUAUUGGAGGUAUCCCAAUUGCCAUGCCAACAGUAUUGUCAGUGACAAUGGCUAUUGGAUCACAUAGGCUGUCACAGCAAGGUGCCAUCACAAAGAGGAUGACUGCCAUUGAAGAAAUGGCUGGAAUGGAUGUUCUCUGCAGUGACAAGACGGGAACUCUCACCCUCAACAGGCUUACAGUAGAUAAAAGCCUUAUUGAGGUGUUUGUAAAGGACACCGACAAAGAUGGCCUUGUUUUGUAUGCAGCAAGGGCUUCCAGGACUGAAAAUCAGGAUGCUAUUGAUGCUUCAAUUGUUGGAAUGUUGAGUGACCCCCAGGAGGCGAGAGCUGGAAUCACUGAGGUGCAUUUCUUACCCUUCAAUCCAGUGGACAAGCGCACUGCAAUCACCUACAUUGACAACCAUGGGGACUGGUACAGAAGCAGCAAGGGUGCUCCUGAACAGAUCAUUGAUCUCUGUGAGCUCCGUGGUGAGACGUUGAAAAAGGCUCAUGAGAUCAUUGCCAAUUUUGCUGAACGCGGUCUGCGUUCCUUGGGAGUUGCCAGACAGACAGUCCCAGAGAAUACCAAGGAAAGUCCUGGAGGUCCAUGGGAGUUUGUCGGUCUCUUGCCUCUCUUUGACCCUCCAAGGCAUGACAGUGCAGAGACUAUCCGCCGUGCUCUUGACCUUGGUGUCAAUGUUAAGAUGAUCACCGGUGAUCAACUCGCUAUUGGCAAAGAAACCGGUCGUCGACUUGGGAUGGGCACAAAUAUGUACCCCUCAUCCUCUCUCCUUGGUCAGAGCCAGGAUGAGUCAAUUUCUUCCAUACCAGUUGAUGAGCUAAUUGAGAAGGCUGAUGGAUUUGCUGGAGUCUUCCCCGAACAAAAGUAUGAGAUUGUCAAGAAGCUACAGGAGAGGAAACACAUUUGUGGUAUGACAGGAGAUGGUGUGAAUGAUGCCCCAGCUCUGAAGAAGGCAGACAUCGGCAUUGCAGUCGCGGAUGCGACCGAUGCUGCCAGGAGUGCCUCAGACAUUGUGUUAACUGAGCCCGGAUUGAGUGUGAUCAUCAGUGCUGUAUUGACAAGCAGAGCCAUUUUCCAAAGGAUGAAGAACUACACAAUAUAUGCAGUUUCAAUUACCAUCCGAGUUGUGUUGGGAUUCUUGCUCGUCGCUCUCAUCUGGAAGUUCGACUUCCCUCCAUUCAUGGUUUUGAUUAUUGCCGUACUCAAUGAUGGUACCAUCAUGACCAUCUCCAAGGAUAGAGUGAAGCCAUCUCCAAUGCCCGACUCAUGGAAGCUCAAGGAGAUCUUUGCCACUGGUAUCGUCCUCGGAACCUACAUGGCUCUUUGGACUGCAAUCUUCUUCUGGCUUGUCCAUGACACCAACUUCUUCUCUAAAAACUUUGGAGUGAGACCGAUCUUUGACAAACCAGAUCAGCUUGCAUCAGCUCUGUAUCUCCAAGUGAGCAUCAUCAGUCAAGCACUUAUCUUUGUAACAAGGUCAAGGAGCUGGUCCUUCCUGGAGCGCCCUGGUUUCAUGCUUAUUACUGCCUUCCUUGUAGCACAAUUGCUUGCCACUCUUAUCGCUGUAUAUGCAAGCUGGGGCUUUGCAAGAGUUGACGGCGUUGGAUGGGGAUGGGCUGGAGUCAUCUGGCUGUUCAGCAUUGUCACAUACUUCCCUCUUGAUCCCAUCAAGUUCCUCAUUCGCUAUGCAUUGAGUGGCAGGGCCUGGGAUAACAUGCUCCAGAACAAGACUGCUUUCACAACCAAGAAAGACUUUGGCAAGGGAGAAAGGGAGGCACAAUGGGCAAUGGCGCAACGCACCAUGCACGGUCUCCCGACCGGUGACGGUGAAGGUAAAGGUAAAGAGAAGGGCAACUACCAUGAUUUGAAUGAGCUUGCUGAGCAGGCCAAGAGGCGUGCUGAAGUUGCAAGGUAUCCUGAGCUCCACACCCUCAAAGGCACGUUGAAUCAGUAG
This is a messenger RNA of Pistacia vera, 2802 nucleotides long. RefSeq names its product ATPase 8, plasma membrane-type-like. Gene Ontology annotation, cellular component: plasma membrane. NCBI's taxonomy places the organism in Eukaryota, Viridiplantae, Streptophyta, Magnoliopsida, Sapindales, Anacardiaceae. Gene Ontology annotation, biological process: regulation of intracellular pH; proton export across plasma membrane. Gene Ontology annotation, molecular function: ATP hydrolysis activity; ATP binding; P-type proton-exporting transporter activity. The coding region runs from base 1 to 2802 and encodes 933 amino acids. The transcript has 12 exons. The record is from RefSeq and is a predicted model, not a curated record.